Molecule: messenger RNA, 1213 nt
Organism: Daucus carota subsp. sativus
Lineage: Eukaryota; Viridiplantae; Streptophyta; Magnoliopsida; Apiales; Apiaceae
Product: PLASMODESMATA CALLOSE-BINDING PROTEIN 1
Exons: 4
Coding region: 153-971 (272 amino acids)
Source: RefSeq, a predicted model, not a curated record
CACGCAAAACUUUACCCACCGUCUUUCUUUUUCUCUAGAGAUCUCCAUUCUCUUAAAUAUAACUUUUCUUUCUCUCUCACACCAUAGCUAUCAUUCUAUUCUCUUCAUAUAUUCUCACUUAUUUAACUUUAAUUCUUGCAUUAAAUUAAAUUAUGGCUCUUCUUCUAGGUGCCUUUAUGUUCUUGCUUUCAAUGGCUGCUCAGUCCAAUGGAGCUUCAUAUUGUAUUUGCAAAGAUGGGUUGAGUGAUGCAGUGUUGCAGAAAAAUAUAGAUUAUGCUUGUGGAGCUGGAGCUGAUUGUUCAGCAAUUAGUCAAGGUGGUUCUUGUUUUAACCCAAACACAGUAAAAGACCACUGUAAUUAUGCUGUUAAUAGUUAUUACCAGAAGAAAGGUCAAGCUACUGGAACCUGUGAUUUCUCAGGCACUGCAAUUCCUAGUGCUAGUCCACCAGCUCUUGCUACUACUGGAUGUGUUUUUCCAUCAAGUGGCAGUGGAGGAACCCCAACCACACCUGGGACCGGCACACCGGGAACAGGAACGCCAGGAACCGGCACACCGGGAACAGGAACGCCAGGCACCGGCACACCGGGAACAGGAACGCCAGGCACCGGCACACCCGGGACAGGAACGCCAGGCACCGGCACACCCGGGACAGGAACGCCAGGCACCGGCACACCUGGGACUGGUACCCCCGGCACCGGCACACCCGGGACUGGUACACCUGGAACAGGAACCCCAGGAACGGGGACACCAACAGGCACAGGUACGGGUACACCUGGAAUUGGAAAUCCAGGCACAGGAACACCUUCAACAACAGUUCCAGGAACUAGUCCGUUCCCCGGUCUUGCUCCAACAGGUGUCAUCAGCAAUCCAGACGGCAGUGGAUCUGCAAGUCCACAUCAAUGUGCACACUCCUCUUACUCUUUAACAUUAACACUCAUGUUUUCAGUCUUGUUCUGUUUCAAGCUUUGAAUAAAGAAUGUCUGAAAUUAGUGGAUCUUCUUUAGUAUCUGAAUCCUGUUCUGCACUAGAGUGGACCUCAGUUGUGGAGAGAGCCUUUGUUAUCUGUUCCUGUAUGUUAAAAGGGAUGGGAAUUGGAUUCCCUAGCUAGUAGCUGUUAGUCGAGUAAGGAAUCUGAUCUCUUCCCUUUAAAUUUAUUCCAUUUGUAUAUCUAAUGAGUGAUUUUAAUUUUAUUAUGAUCAAUAAUUAGCUUC